This is a messenger RNA of Neolamprologus brichardi, 2402 nucleotides long. RefSeq names its product E3 ubiquitin-protein ligase RING2-A-like. Gene Ontology annotation, molecular function: chromatin binding; ubiquitin protein ligase activity. NCBI's taxonomy places the organism in Eukaryota, Metazoa, Chordata, Actinopteri, Cichliformes, Cichlidae. Gene Ontology annotation, cellular component: PcG protein complex; ubiquitin ligase complex. Gene Ontology annotation, biological process: negative regulation of DNA-templated transcription. The record is from RefSeq and is a predicted model, not a curated record.
UACCGGGAGCCGCAGAAGAAGAAGGGAAAAAUGGCCACGGCUAAUGUUAGGUAGCUUAUGACUGUCGAAAAAUGUUUCGUUCCUGAUAUUUUUGGGCGCUGUAGUUUUGUACCGAGGCUCCGUGACAACGUAAAACGCCUCCGCCGACAUCGUAAAGGCUGUGGCGGGAAGCCGAGCCCCGCUGCGCGCUGUUCGUAGCGGUCUAGUGGCUCCGUGUCUGCAGCGGUGUCAGCUGCCGUCACUUAAACGUCAGUGAGGAUUGAUUGGGGGGAAGCGCAGCCAUGGCAGCUCCGGUAAACAUCCAGGCUCCCAGUAAGACCUGGGAGCUGAGUCUGUACGAGCUGCACAGGAGCCCUCAGGAGGCCAUCGUGGACGGGACGGAGGUAGCCGUGUCUCCUCGCUCUCUGCACAGCGAGCUCAUGUGUCCCAUCUGUCUGGACAUGCUGAAGAACACCAUGACCACCAAAGAGUGUCUGCACCGCUUCUGCUCAGACUGCAUCGUCACCGCGCUGCGAUCUGGGAACAAGGAGUGUCCGACCUGCAGGAAGAAGCUGGUUUCUAGACGUUCGCUGCGCAGAGACUCAAACUUCGACGCGCUGAUCUCGAAGAUCUACCCGAGUCGCGACGAGUACGAAGCCCACCAACGCCGCGUCCUCGAGCGACUCAACCGGCUGCACAACAAGGAGGCGCUGAGCUCCAGCAUCGAGGAGGGGCUCCGGCAGCAGGCCCGCUACAGGUCCGAGAGGAAUCACCGGGUGAAGAAGCCCACUCAGGAGAGCGAUAACACCACCUACAGUGGUGGGGAGGACAAUGGGGACUCCCGUUCACACCUCUCCCAUGACUCCGCCCCCUCACACACGCCACACCCCUGUGGUCAGACCCCUCCGGAGGCCGGGCCGAGCCGCAAGCGGCCACGUCCGUCCGAUGACGGCUCGGGACCCGAGGUGGACAGCGGGAGCCCGACUCCCCCGCUGAGACGCCACAAAGAGGGGCUGUCCUCCGAGAUCGAGCUGGUGUUCAGACCACACCCACAGCUGGUCCACGCCCAGGACUACAACCAGACCAGAUAUGUGAAGACAACAGCGAACGCAACGGUGGACCAUCUGUCCAAGUACCUCGCACUGCGCAUCGCUCUGGAGGACCGACGGCCCGAGAACGAACCCGAGGACCGAGGGCGAGAGGAAGCAGGAGGAGAAGAGGCGCGAGCCGAGGGGGGGGGAGGUGAAAACGGAGGGAUGGCAGGAAGCGGCGAGGGGACGAGUCUGAGCAACGUCAGCGAGAAGCAGUACACCAUCUACAUCAUGACGAGGGGAGGCCAGUUCUCUACCCUAAACGGCUCGCUGACUCUGGAGUUGGUGAACGAGAAGUACUGGAAGGUCAGGAAGCCUCUGGAGCUGUACUACGCCCCCACCAAAGAGCAGCAGCAGCCCCAGCAGCAGCAGCCUCCUACCCCACAGAGGGAGGCCUGAGGGGCAGCGGUGGACUGCUUUCCUCUCCAGCGUGGCUCUUUGAUUUCUCUUGUUUUUUAUGAUAAGUUAGCUCAGCUGCCACAGUUUCACAGAAAACCUGCGUCAUGUUUUUCUUAUUUACUGUUAUUAAUGGAGAUCUCUUCAUCUCCUCGCUGAACUGGCUGUAACAUGUGAGCCGAUUUCUCAGCAGACAAACUGAUGAGAGUCUACAGAGUGAAACUAAAGCAGCAGCUGCUGGAGUCCAGCUGUUUUUGAUGCUUUCGAGUCAGCCGUGUGUGCUGGACGAAGCCAGAUGUUCUCCAUGCUUUGCUAACAUGCAGACGCGACAGUGAGCAGCUGCAGCAGCUUCCUCAUAUCUACGUGUCUGAGGUGCCAAAAUAAAAGCACCAAUUCAAAAUGUGACUAUUAAAAAAAUGCAUUUUAUUUUCUUUUUGCAGAAAUGACCAAAACAGAACUUUGGAAACUGUACGAAACAUGAUAAAGUAGUUUAAGAGAGCGGUCUUUAUGGACGCACAUUUUCAGCGGGAAAAAUAAGUCUUAAAUAUUUUUGGAGUCAAUUUUGUGAAAGUGUUUCCAGAUGGAAAUGUUCAGGGUUCAUCUGUCAGAAGCUUCUUUUUUUAAUAGACCAACUUUGGGAUCAAACGUGUUUUUCUCAGUGUCCUCCAGCCCACUCCCACUCUGCUUUUGAGACCAGGUGAAAGUAUACAGCUCAUCUUCUCAUGCACCUCUGGCUGUUUUUUUUAAUUUAUUCUAUUUUUCAGAUUUGUCGGUGGAAGCCGGUCGUGGCGAGCCGUGGUCGUGUCAGAAAAAGGUCGCUGGGCUGGAUAGCUUUAUUUUCACGGCACUGCCCCUCGACACGUCACAGUGAGCUGCUGCUCGAGGGUGGAUUUACCAAAUUAAAUCAAAUGAUAAUUAAACAUUUGACCGACAGUC